AUGUCUAUCUUAUUAUCCCGUGUAAUUCGUGCUUUAGAAAACAUAGCACCUCUGUCACUUGCAGAAUCAUCUUGGGAUAACGUUGGCCUACUUGUUGAACCUCCAUAUCCGCGCCCAGAUUCCUCUCGAGUAUUUUUAACAAUCGAUCUAACCUCAUCAGUACUAGAGGAGGCUUUAGCAGACCCAAAAGUCGGUGUAAUAGUAGCAUACCAUCCACCAAUUUUCCGGUCUUUCAAACGAUUGAAUUUGAGUGAUGUUAAACAGGCUAUAAUAUUGAAAUGUGUGGCGAAAGGAAUUGGAGUGUUUAGUCCGCAUACUGCCGUGGAUUCUUGUGUUGGUGGUGUGAAUGAUUGGUUAUCAAAAGCACUUGGAACUGGAACUUCUAAGCCUAUAACUUUGGCUGAAAAUCCACCUCCAGGUCACGAAACAGCUGGGUCUGGAAGACUGUUUACAUUAGCACAGCCUGCUCCUCUUUCGACAAUUAUAGAGCGAGUUAAACGACAUCUGAAUCUUCAGUAUGUUAGAGUAGCUACGGCUGAACGUCAUAGUUCAACCUUUAAUAAAUUGAUUUCGACUGUUGGAAUUUGUGCAGGAUCUGCAGACUUAUAUUUCACCGGAGAAAUGUCACAUCACGAUGUACUUUCUGCAUUGAGUAAAAACACUAGUGUCAUCUUAUGUGAACACUCAAACACCGAAAGAGGAUAUCUUUCUGAAGCGCUUAAACCUUAUCUUGAGAAAUUAUUACAAAAUGAUGGAGAAACUGAGGCU
This is a messenger RNA of Racocetra persica, 768 nucleotides long. NCBI's taxonomy places the organism in Eukaryota, Fungi, Glomeromycota, Glomeromycetes, Diversisporales, Gigasporaceae. The record is from the annotation of a GenBank genome assembly.